This is a messenger RNA of Cuscuta epithymum, 2121 nucleotides long. NCBI's taxonomy places the organism in Eukaryota, Viridiplantae, Streptophyta, Magnoliopsida, Solanales, Convolvulaceae. The record is from the annotation of a GenBank genome assembly.
CGAACUUUCAACCAAAAAAAGACCGUUCAUUCUUUAUCCCUGUUUCCUUCAUUUCUACUUCAAACCAAAACCAAACUCUGAUAACCACCUCUCACCAUCUCCAGAGGAGGACAGAGAUGUGAUAAAUUAUGGAGGUUAGAAGACCAAACAGCAAGACCAGCAAAGGAGUUUAUCUGAGGAUGAGAUUAUUCAGACCAAAAGCCGGAGGAAGGCAAAAACCCGAAAAGAUCUUCUUCUGCCAUAGAUAUUUCAAAUGGGUUCUCUGGUUUUCCCUUUCUUUUUACUUCUUCAUCUCUUUUCUCUUCACCCACAAGCCCGCCGCCUCCGUCAUCUCAAGAACCACCGUCGUCCACCGAUCUAACAAAGCUUCUCACGCCGUAAUCGAAUCCUCCAAUCCCCAGCAAGGUAAAAUAAGCUCCGGCGCUCUAAAGGGUUUGAAAAUAUACGUAUACGACUUGCCGGAGAAAUACAACGUCGAUUGGUUGAAGAAUGAACGGUGCAGCAGCCAUUUGUUUGCUUCCGAGGUUGCGAUUCACAGAGCAUUGGAGAGCAGUGAUGUACGAACGCUUAACCCGUGGGAGGCUGACUUUUUCUUCGUCCCCGUUUACGUUUCCUGCAAUUUCAGCACCGUCAACGGGUUCCCGGCGAUUGGUCACGCCCGGUCUCUGAUAUCCUCCGCCGUCCGUCUCGUUUCCUCCGACCACCCCUUCUGGAACCGCAGCGGCGGCGCUGACCACGUCUUCGUCGCUUCCCACGAUUUCGGGUCCUGUUUUCACACCCUGGAGGACAGAGCCAUCGCCGACGGGGUGCCGGCGUUUUUGAAAAACUCAAUCAUAUUGCAAACUUUUGGGGUAAAAUAUUAUCAUCCGUGUCAAGAUGUUGAGCACGUUGUAAUCCCGCCGUAUGUUUCACCGGAAAGUGUGCGGAAAACGCUGACGGCGAACCCGACGGCCGAUCACCGGAGAGAUAUUUUCGCGUUUUUCCGGGGAAAAAUGGAAGUCCGUCCCAAGAACGUCAGCGGUCGUUUUUACGGCAGGCGGGUCCGGACGGCGAUUCUGAAAAACUACGGCAACGACCGGAAGUUUUACCUGAAACGCCACAGACUCGCCGGUUACCAGUCGGAGAUUCUCCGUUCAACGUUCUGUUUAUGUCCGCUUGGCUGGGCACCGUGGAGCCCGCGCUUGGUUGAGUCCGUCGUUCUGGGCUGCGUGCCGGUGAUAAUCGCCGACGGGAUCGAUCUUCCUUUCCCCGCCGCCGUCCCAUGGGAGGAAAUCUCCGUCACGGUGCCGGAAAAGGAAGUCCCAAAGCUCGGCCGUAUACUUGAAAAAGUCGCGGCGACUAACCUUACUGAUAUCCAACGGCGACUUUUGGACACCGGCGCACGGCGGGCCCUCCUCUACAACGAUCCGAUGGUGGAGGGGGACGCAACGUGGCAGGUCUUACUUGCGUUGACCGAGAAGCUCCACCGGUCCCACCGUAGGUCAAGCCAAUGACUACCUGAUGACGUGGAGGGAAUCUAUUGGGUCUAAAAUGACCAGCUAAAAGGAGGUGCUGUACUAUAAAAAAGGUUAUGGGAUACAGCUGGAUUAUCCCACGGGGUUACAGUGCUGUCAGAAUAGCCUUUAAAAAUGUGUCCAGGCUGGGUCCCAUAUUGCUGGAUACCGUGUGCUGAGUUGGCGAGAUGUGAUUGGUUUAUAUCGCGGUCGGGGGAUGGGCGGUUCAUGGUUUUGUUGGGUCACAUGUGAACGCGGCCCAUAAGUGGAAAGACAGGAAACGUUACGGAGAUUCACACUGUUCGCGGUGUGGGAUCCUGCCACGCUGUAAAUGAUAAAGCGACGGAAAUGACACUGUGUGAAUAGAAGAAAAUUUUGUUAUUCUUUUGUAUAUAAUCCCUCUUAAUUAUUGGUCAAUUACAAUAUUUAGAAGUUCGAAUCUCAAGGAAUUAAAUUAAUUUAACAAAUUAAUUACUUGUACAAUCCAUGACAUUAUGUCCCAUUAUCACCUGUGACAUCAACAUGUAUUAAAACAUUAAUUGUAGCAUCUUGACUCCCAAAAAAACUUUCGAACUCUUUAUGAUCGAUUUAAUUACAAAUAUGUGUUUAUAUAAAAUUAAGAGCUCGU